Messenger RNA from Hippocampus zosterae (dwarf seahorse), 2118 nucleotides. It is a transcript of the gene nxf1a, whose product is annotated as nuclear RNA export factor 1a. Bases 227 to 2089 code for a protein of 620 amino acids. Gene Ontology annotation, biological process: poly(A)+ mRNA export from nucleus. Gene Ontology annotation, cellular component: cytoplasm; nucleus. The transcript has 21 exons. Lineage: Eukaryota; Metazoa; Chordata; Actinopteri; Syngnathiformes; Syngnathidae. Gene Ontology annotation, molecular function: protein binding; RNA binding. The record is from RefSeq and is a predicted model, not a curated record.
GGAAGCUGAAAGUGUCGACAUCCGCCAUUUUAGGAGUGCGUCGAAGCUGGCUAGGCUGUACAAAGCAGUUAGCUUGGCAACGGCCUACCGUGUCCUUUUAUUCUUUGCUACGUUGACUUUCCUCCCCUAAAUAAGUUCACACAGCUCGCGUUAUCAGCCAGUAUUUAACGAACGUGCACCACCACCGCCGUUUUACUCUGUUAUUUCCGAACGUCCUCGCAGAAAGAUGGCGGAAGGUGCCCCUUACUUCGAGCAUGACAACCGCACUGGACCGAGCAAUCGCAGUCGUAAAGGUCGCUCCAAUAAAGGUCGCUCUCGCGAACGCUUCCAAAGAGACCGCCAACGUGGCGGCCAUGGCGGUGGCGGCAGUGGAGGAAUCUUUGGGGGUCCAGGUCCGCGGUCCAGGCUUGAAGACACUGAUGGAGAUGUGACAAUGAACGACAGCAGUCAGAACAGAUUCACGCCCUAUGGAAGGAACUUUCGGAAUGACGGCCGAGACAGGCGACAUGGCAAAGAAGGAGGGGGCAGAGGCGGCUUCAGGGGAGACAGAGGUGGCGGGGGCAGAAACUGUGGCACCUGGUUCAAAGUGACCAUUCCUCAUGGAAAAAAAUAUGACAAGAAAUGGUUAUUGACGGCGCUUCAGAACAUUUGCUCUGUAACUUACACACCUGUUCAGUACCAUGUUGACCAUAGCCGAGCCCAUUUCUAUUUGGACAAUGCAACUGCAGCUAGCGCUCUGCAUAAAUGCUCUCACAAGAUCACGGACACAGAUGGUUACAAGGUGGAAGUGCAUGUCAAUCCCAGCAAUCCACCAAACUUCCUCUUGUCUGACCUAAAGCCAAAAGAUAUUGAGCAUUUAAAGCAAUGUAUGGCAAAACGUUUUGAUGGCUCACAGCAAGCUUUGGACUUGAACAACAUUCGGACAGACCCAGACCUGGUCUCUCAGAAUGUCGAAGUCAUCCUGAAUAGGAAGACAAAUAUGGAAGCUGUCAUCAAGAUUAUUGAAGAGAACAUUCCAGAGCUGACCAGCUUGAAUCUGAGCAACAACCGAAUCCAUAAACUGGAUGACCUAAGUGAAUUGGUUACAAAAGUCCCUAAUUUGAAGAGCCUCAAUCUUUCCCACAAUGAGUUGAAAUUCGACCGGGAUCUGGACAAAGUCAAAGGUCUGAAGCUGGUGGAGCUGUGGCUGGUCAGGAACCCAUUGUGUGACCUCUUCAAGGACCAGGCUUCGUAUAUUAGUGCUAUGCGGCAGAGGUUUCCCCGCCUGCUUAAACUUGAUGGUAAUGACCUUCCUCCGCCCAUCGGAUUUGAUGUGGAAACACCCACCGCUAUUCCUCCCUGCAAGGGAAGCCAUUUCGGCUCAGAUGAAAUCAAGGGCCUCAUCCUUCGAUUCUUGCAACAGUACUACAAUAUAUAUGACUCUGGGGACAGACAGCCUCUCUUGGAUGCUUACCAUGACGGCGCGUCGUUGUCCAUCACAACACCUUUCUCUAAUCAAAACCCAUCCAGGUCGAGUCUUGGAGAGUACCACAAAGACAGUCGAAACCUGAAGCGGGUCAAAGACUCCACGAUCCGCUUCAGGCUACUGAAGCACACGCGUCUCAAUGUGGUGGCUUUCAUUAACGAGCUGCCCAAAACUCAGCAUGACAUCGCCUCUUUUACCAUCGAUGUCAAUACCUACACUAACACGCUACUGUCAUUCACCGUGAGCGGAGUCUUCAAAGAAGUUGCUGUCAAUGGAAAAUCCCGAGACUCCACCCUGGCCUUCUCUCGAGUUUUCAUCACGGUCCCUGCAGGAAAUUCUGGUCUGUGCAUUGUCAACGACCAGCUCUUCAUCCGAAUGGCCACAACAGAAGAGAUCCGCAAGGCCUUCGUGGCGCCCGCUCCGACACCAUCUUCCAGCCCGGUGCCCACUCUCACUGCACCUCAGCAGGAGAUGCUAACGGCCUUCUCGCAGAAAUCAGGCAUGAAUCUGGAAUGGUCCCAAAAGUGUUUACAAGACAAUGAGUGGGACUUUAACAAAGCGGCACAAAUCUUCACACGGUUACAGACGGAAGGAAAAAUCCCUGAUGUUGCAUUCAUCAAAUAAAUCAUUGAUUCAUACCUCCUGUAAAAAUU